Gigantopelta aegis is the source of this 2756-nucleotide messenger RNA. Its product is annotated as doublesex- and mab-3-related transcription factor 2-like. The coding region runs from base 333 to 1679 and encodes 448 amino acids. NCBI's taxonomy places the organism in Eukaryota, Metazoa, Mollusca, Gastropoda, Neomphalida, Peltospiridae. Gene Ontology annotation, cellular component: nucleus. The record is from RefSeq and is a predicted model, not a curated record. The transcript is spliced from 4 exons. Gene Ontology annotation, biological process: regulation of transcription by RNA polymerase II; sex differentiation. Gene Ontology annotation, molecular function: DNA-binding transcription factor activity, RNA polymerase II-specific; protein binding; RNA polymerase II cis-regulatory region sequence-specific DNA binding.
CUUUCCUACUCUAUAUGAAUAAAUAUAAAUCUGGCUUGUGCCCCCAACCCCAAUACAGACUGUGCCUCCCUCCCUCCAACUCCAGAUGUCGUUCCUACGGGUCUGAAUUCAAUUACUUAUUUAUUCAAGUGUUAUUUUUGCCCCAUACAUUUCAUGAUUUUUCAGUUUAAGCUCUUCUAACGUGAAGUUGUCCCAUACUGACCAGUACAUGAGGUUGCGGACAUAAAAGGAAAUCUCGGUGAGAUGGUGGGGGGUAUAACUCUCGAAGAAGUAAGGAACUCCGGUUUAUCCUAGAAGGAAAACACUUCUGGGUCUGGUAGACAAACACGACGAUGGACGAGGAUAGCGACUCGGUGCAACUAGACGACGACGAAUAUCUCGAUAUCGAGGAAGACGACGACGACGAAAGCGUCGAUGAAAGCGUCGACGAGAACGAAACGCGCGCAGAGAUACAGGAAAACCUGACCGCCGGCGGAAACAGCGACAAGUCUAAAAGUGUACCUCGACGUCUUCUACGGACGCCUAAAUGCGCACGAUGUCGCAACCAUGGCGUCGUGUCGUGCCUCAAGGGACAUAAGCGAUACUGUAGAUGGCGCGACUGUCAGUGUGCUAAUUGUUUAUUGGUCGUUGAGAGACAGAGAAUAAUGGCGGCCCAGGUGGCGCUCAGAAGACACCAAGCGACGGAAAUGUCAGGUGCGAUGAAGGCCAAGGUCAAGAAUGCAGCCAAUCUGCUUCAGCAACGGAAGUUGCUCCAGAGGAAUCUGCGCAGUCUCCAGCAACAUUCGUUGUCACGUGAUAUUUUAACCAGUUACCGAUCUCGGUUGCACGCACUUCCUCCGCCAGAGGCGCUGCGGACGAUGGUGCCCUACCUGAAUGAGCGGAUGCGGAAGCGGCGCUGUUUCGCCGACAAGGAACUGGAGAUGGUGAUGCUGGAGAGAGAGCAGCAAGCGGAGAUGCUGAAGCGCAGAAACAGCGGGGACCCAGUCCCUAACACGGCCAGCAUGGAGGCGGCCGAGAAAUACCGCCUGCUGGGGAACCUUACCCCGAGGGACUUCUUGCAUCGAAUAUUCCCCACCCACAAUCCCAACGUCUUGGAACUGGUAUGGCAGGGUUGUGGAGGGAACCUGGAACGUGCAAUAGAACAGCUAGCGUCCGGCAUGAAGUCUGAUCAGAUACAAGCUCUGUCGUCUCAAAUGAACCAGCAUGCCAUGUCCGGAAACAUUUUUGGAGCUUAUCCUUUCUCUGUGCCCGUUAUUGGACUGAAAUCAGCUCUGCCGGACUUUUUGGGCUCCCAGUCACUGCGCAGUCCGUUGUGCGCAAUGAACCUUUCGCCGUGGGGUAUUCAUGUUAAUAUGCCGUCCAGUAUUCUUCCGGGUUAUACGCCCUUCAGGACUUCGGAAAGUGUUCAUUCUCAGAUGAAAAAGACUCAACUAAAGUGUGCGGACAUCAGAAAUCCGAGUGGCGCGGAUACGACAAGGAGACGUUCUGCGUUUCACUCCAUCAUUCCCAGUGGCGGCGCCACACUAGUUGGUGGUGCUCGGUCGGUGUCGGGGGAAAGUGUAUCCACCAGUCCAAAAAGUCCGGGUUUUUGCUCUGAUGAAAUUCUAGACAAUAACAAAUCAGUGAAUCUGAAAACAGCUCCAUUAAAGUUUUCUGUGGAAUCUAUAAUGGCAAAAUAGUUGUGUGCUUUUUUUCUAAGACACCAGUUGUGUGUUAGCUAUGACAAAAUGCAACAGUGUGUGAAAAAUACAAUUUUGUGAUUUAUAAAAUAUAUUGGAUAACGUUUACUUGGAUACGUUGUGAUUGGUGACAUUUAAAAUUUAAUACACCAUGAAGACAAGCUAUUAUUCUGUUAUUGACCAAUACAUCGGAAAUGGGUAUUUCUUAUAAGGUGUUACAUAAUUCGGUAUAGAUUGUUAUUUUAUCACUGGCAGUUUUCUUGUAAGAUAUGAAACAAUGCUUAUGAUUGUCCUUUUUUCGCUACCAACUUGUUCUCCUGGUCGAUUUCUGAAAUAAUCUGGACAGUGUUUUCCACUGAGAAUUAUGAGAAAUUAUUUCCACCUCUAGCCAUGUUGAGAUUACAUCAAGUAGAGAAUAAUAAAUCAUAUAUCUACAUGUGGAUUAGCUUUUGUCUAUUGCAUUUUUUUUAAUCACACAAACAUCUAAAUUGUUUGAAAAUGUUCUAUAAUAGCUUUGCUUUGUAAUAAAUGCAAUACAUAUGAUAGUAUUUCGGUUUAAAGGUGAGACAUUAUAAUUAUUGCAUUAGAUCGGGUAUGGAGAGCUAUUAAUUUGUUACGAUAGACUUGGAAUUGAUUGCCGUUGCAAUUUCGCAGUCUUUGUAUUGUACCAAAAAAUAUAUAUCUACCCCCACCCACCCCAACAAAAACAGGAAGAAACAGGCAAUUUAUGAUCGAAAUGUUUAAUUACAAUUGCAAUGAGAUAGAUAUCUAUCCCGUACAUGUUCACGUUAUGGUACUAACAUCUUGGGGUGUUUUGCAUAGUAUAUUUUAUUGAAUGCUGACAGAUGAAAAAAACUACACUUUUUUGGUGGGAGUAUAUGUUAUUUCCAGUGUUCCACCAUGAUUUUCGUGCAUGGAAAGUUUGUUAUCCAUCUUACGUCGUGAAGUUACACCGACAUUAAUGGGUGCUAAAAUAGUUUAUCUGACGUACAUAUUUGUUAGAAAGCGUUCGUCAGAAUGUAAUUAUUGUAUCACUUUACCGUCUUCCUUUCCAAAUAAACAUGUUUUAGAAAGAUA